Molecule: messenger RNA, 486 nt
Organism: Prunus armeniaca (apricot)
Lineage: Eukaryota; Viridiplantae; Streptophyta; Magnoliopsida; Rosales; Rosaceae
Source: the annotation of a GenBank genome assembly
AUGCUGGGAGAACCUUUUAUUAAUGGUGAAGCAGUACCAUAUGAUCCCAAGUACCAUGAGGAAUGGAUAAGAAACAAUAGCCGAGCAAAUGAGAGAAACAGACGCAAUGACAGACCUCGAAAUUAUGACAGAUCAAGGAACUUUGAUAGGAGGAGGGAAAAUAUGCAGAACCGAGAUUUUCAGAACAGGGCAGACAACUGGAGUGGUGGGCAGCCCAACAACAAGAGCAAUCAGAUGCCUCAUAAUUAUAAUCAGAUGCCGCCGCCACCACCUAACUACAAUCAGAUGCCCCCCAACAACAUGGGAGGUGUGCCACCAAACAACAUGAGAGGGAUGCCACCAAACAACAUGGGAGGAGUGCCCCCACCACCAAAUAACAUGGGAGGUCCACCGCCUAAUGCAGGAUGGGGGAGUCCUGGGCAAUACCAAGGUAACUACACACCAGGCAGGGACGAUGGAGGCAUCCCCGGUACAAACCGUUACUGA